AUGAAUGAACGAGAUUCAAAUCGACAUCAGCGCUUUCGUGAAUAUUUUACAAUAGUCCAAGCUGUUGUUACUGUUUGCAACGAUUUUACAGAGGAACAAUUAAAGAAUUAUGUCAAUCCAGAAGUAAUAAAACAUAUAUCACAGCAUAAUGCUUUUUUACUGGAAAGCGAUCCGACACCAGAGAACCAUCGUCUUGUAGAGCAACUUUUGGAAAAGGUACUGAUAUACAAAUAUGGGAAAAUUGCACAAUUCACUACAGUAGAGGAUAUGGUAUUUUUUCUAACGAAAUUUAAACUUCCUGCCAAUAUUCAUGAGAAAAUGGAGAAAUCUCUAGUAGCUAAAUUCAAAUUUGCAAAAAAUUCAGAUGGAUUUAUUAUAAACGAUGUAUCUAUUGAAAUGUCUUCUUCAGACUCUGAUAAUAAUGAUGAACCACCUGCAGUACGACCUGUUAAGUCCCGAAUUGCAAAAAGAGCAAAGAAAGCAGUUAAAAUACCAGCUCUAUCACAACGUGUAAAGGCCAGAAUCGCCAAAAGGACAGAGAAAACGGUUAAAAUACCUUCAGGUUUACCGCAUUCGAAGAGAAAUCGUCAUCGUCAGCCUCAUCUUGCAAUUGUGGAUAGACAAGGGUUGAUGAACUAUAUGUUAGAUACAACAAGAGAUGAUGGGCCUUCAACUAAAAAGAAAAGACAGUCAAAUAGGAAUAAUAACGGACCCAGAACAUAG
Molecule: messenger RNA, 723 nt
Organism: Vanderwaltozyma polyspora DSM 70294
Lineage: Eukaryota; Fungi; Ascomycota; Saccharomycetes; Saccharomycetales; Saccharomycetaceae
Exons: 1
Coding region: 1-723 (240 amino acids)
Source: RefSeq, a predicted model, not a curated record